This is a messenger RNA of Dreissena polymorpha, 4840 nucleotides long. Its product is annotated as serine/threonine-protein kinase TBK1-like. The coding region runs from base 901 to 4230 and encodes 1109 amino acids. Gene Ontology annotation, molecular function: ATP binding; protein serine/threonine kinase activity. The transcript has 24 exons. Gene Ontology annotation, biological process: peptidyl-serine phosphorylation. The record is from RefSeq and is a predicted model, not a curated record. NCBI's taxonomy places the organism in Eukaryota, Metazoa, Mollusca, Bivalvia, Myida, Dreissenidae. Gene Ontology annotation, cellular component: cytoplasm.
AUAUCAGUAAUAAUAACUCUUUUACAAUAGCAUUUAUCGAUACGUCUUUAUUAAAAUAAUAACAAAAUGGUUUUCACUUGUUUCUGACACACACAGAAACGCGAUUUUUAACGGGGAUUUCGUAAAGUUACACGAAUUGGGUACCAAAAUUCUCAAUUAUUUUACAUGCACACGUGACAUAAUACAUACUUAAUAAUGAUUAGUUAUUGCUUAUAUGACAUUUCAAGUUUGUGAAAUAAAUUAAUGUUCUAUAAAGGGGAUCUCAGUAAUUCGUGAAGCUUCCACUCGCUCUUGUCAAGACCGCAUUGCCGCGUUGGAAAUGGUAUAAAUUUAAUUCAUCUAACUUAUCUUUCUGGAUACCAAAUGUCAGAGUUGCAUUAACCCUUUUUACACCGUUUUUGCCAUAUUUCAUUUCCGUUUUUUAAUCCGAACAAAAUAAACGAAACUCGUUUAAAAAUGAGAUCUAGGCAUUCGAGCUCCUAGUGUGGAUUAAAGGGACUGUCCAAUGGAUUAGUUUACUGAAUUUAGAAGGCUAUUAUAUAAUUUAUUAAGAUUCCGAUCUGAUUUUAUUUAAUUCAACAAGAUGAGUUUAUCUGCCGUUGAAUGGUAGCGAAUUGUUGGUCUUUACCUUGCAAUUCGAUGCUAAAUGUCGCUGGUUUACAAAUUAGACGAUAAAAUCAGUAUAAACAUGAUCAGUUUAAGUAGUUAAAUGUUUAAAGUUAUUAACUGUUUCAAGUUUUAUUGUUUUGGACCAAAAGUUAUGAACUAUACUGUAAUUGUGUACAUGGUUCGAAAGCUGGUGCUCUUAAGAGGCGGCCAUAUUGGAUUUUUUGUGACAGGGUGGUGGAAACUACCUAGCAUAUUUCAAAGGUAUGAAUUGGGAUAUACAUACGUAAAUUUAUGCAGGCCAAAACAGUGGGAGAGAUGAGAAGAAGUAAACGCGUGAGACAGCCAGCUAAGAGAAUGGUGUUGUAUUUUCAGGACACAGAUUCAGAUUCAAGUCUUCAGAAGGGUAAAGGAAAACGUCCUGCCAGAAAGAUCCAGAAAGUUGAUACAUUAGCAACAACAACUAAGGGGACACUCGAACACCAUAGCACGUGUGACGAUGAACCUGUACUGGCUUUUGUUCCUUCAAGUUCUGAUGAGUCUGAAGGAGAACCACUCAGUGAGAGAGAGGAUGAUUUAAGAACCAAACGAAAGGGAAGGAAAAGAGGAAGUAAGAAAGUGAAAGGGCGCUGUUAUGACCAUGAAGAACAAGAAAGAAUUCUUGAAAAUAGAAAAGAACAAGAACGAAAAUCUAAGAUGCAAAUUGCCAGUCAUGAUAAGACUGGCCCCUUACAGCAAACCAGUCGUUUUGUCUUCAAUCAAGCCGACUGUCUGGGCAAAGGGGCCACCGCAGCAGUCUUUCUUGCACGAUCGAGGGAAACUGGUUCCCUGGUGGCGGUGAAGGCGUACUUUGACGACUCGCAGCACAACAAGCGCGCACGCCUUCGGGAGAUUGAGCUGCUGAGAAGAAACCAGCACAAGAACGUCAUGGCGUUCAUAGAGGAGGACCGCGUGGCCGAGUCAGACCAGCCGGCUGUGAUUUUGGAGUACUGCGCGGGCGGAAGUGUGAACAAUCAGCUACAGGCUCCCGUCUGUUACUAUGGAUUCUCAGAGGAAGAUUUCUUAGCCUUUCUAAGAGAUAUUUCCCAUGGGCUUCAGUUUCUGAACUCACGUGAUAUCGUACACAGAGACAUCAAGCCUGACAACAUUCUGAAGAGAAUCGAAAGUAAUGGCAGUUCAACAUACGUGCUCACCGACUUUGGAGCCGCACGAGAGCUCGGGGAAGACGAAACAUUUAUGUCAAUAUAUGGAACAGAAGAAUAUAUCCGCGGGAACCGAAUUUUGAAGGCCUUUGCAGAACGUGGCGUCUCAUCUGGAUCCAAACUGUUUGCUAUUCUGCACCCGCAUAUGUUCCAACGAGGUGUGUUAAGGCAGCAUGGUCAUAGCGAGUUUACGGCGUCCGUUGACCUCUGGUCGCUAGGGGUAACGCUCUACCACGUGGCAUUCGGUCGUUUGCCUUUCCAAGCAUUUGGCGGCAGAAGUGACUCGGAAACAAUGUAUAAGAUCAUAUCCGAGCGCUCCUCCGGAGAGGUGUCUGGGUCGCAGAGGUUCCACAAUGGAUCCAUUGAGAGGUCAAAAGAACUUCCGGAUACGUCGUAUUUAUGCAGGUCCUUGAAGAGUUUACUGAAGCCGGUUUUUGCGGGUCUCUUUGACCCGGACCCAACCAGGACUUGGAACUUUAAUACAUAUUUCCAAGCCGUUUCCGAUAUAAUCGACAUGACUACGUUACUCGUGUUUAAUUCGGGGACAUGCGAAAACAUACGGUUAUACCUAAAGAACAAUGAAUGUCUCGUUCAUAUUCAAGAGAAGAUUGGGUAUUUGACAGAAAUACCCGCGAAUAGACAGAUAAUACUGUUGGGCGACAAACCACUAACAAAUCUUGUUGAUAUCAACGACCAGAUACAAAGCUUUCCAAAAGUAGUCCUUAAGACGACUUUAAUUGUCUAUGACAAAGAUGGUUGUGAACAGUACCAGUGUUAUACACCUAAAAUACCUCCUUUUCUACCGUUAAAGACGUCACUUAGCAACGACGAAGCGGUUGCUAAGCAAUGCGCAGGAAAUGCCUUCUUCGUUGAAUUCAACCUUAAACAGGUUCUCGAGAACCAACAUUUAGCUGAUGAAGCGUUGCUUCAUUUAAGAAAUCAUUACCAAGAUGCUCUGAAGCCAACGGAAGUGCUCAUUCCGGAAAUAGAAAAACAGACAGCGUUAGUGAAUGUGCGCAUAGAGAUGAUACGUGAGAGCCAGAAACAGGCCCAGGUGUGUUUGACUGUCUUUAAAAAUAUUGGCACGCUUGAUCCGGACUCCGGUGUGGAGGAAUUGGAGGCAUUUGUUGUCACUGAUAACAGCCUACCCGAGUUAUUAAAAAAGACGCAGGGAAGGUUGGAUGAAAUCCGCACCUACAUGUCGGUCCUGUCCAGGAAAGAGAACGACCACCCUCUGUCUCCUAGUGACGAUCUAUGCUGUGACGAGGGUCGAGAUCGAUGUCUAACAAAAAUGGGUCACCUCCGACAGGGUAUUGCAGCUGUCUCCAGCACCUUCAGCAAACACCGGAAGUACUCUAUCCUGCAUGCGCACGAGGAGUUUAUUCAUAAGUGUGAAAGAGAGAAGCUGGAGAAUUCAUUAAUACCUGUCAUAGAGCUAUAUCAGAGUCACUGCGUGAAAAACCUCACCAAAGUACACCAUUGGUCCUCCCGAAAUAUCAGCGUCUUUCUGAAGCAUCUAGCACGAUCAGGAAAGGUGGAAACCAACGUAAGAUGCGUCACAGACUGUCUCAAUCAGAUGAACGAGAAACUGCUCAAGAUUAAAGAUUCAUUUAAAUUGGCGACGGAAAAGCUAAUGUCACUGUUUGCAACAAUAACAAGCCAAACAGUAAAGCUUCCAGUCAGUCUUCGGGAAACUCCGGAAGGGAGCUCGGCAUGUGAACGAGGCUCGUUCAACUCCGAAAGAAGUAUUCAAGGUUCCAAACGUAAUGAGUUGCUGAAGAGUUUGUUUAGAGAAAUUGACUAUAUUCGUAUUAGUGGCCAGGAACUUGGAACAGUUCUGUUGGAUUAUGAACGAUCAAUACAAGAACUUAAAAGUCGAUUGGAGAUGGCCUCUAUGCCCAGCAUGCUGUUCUGUACUCGCGGUGAAACCAGUGGGUAUGGUAGUGGAGCACCAAAUGUGUUCCUUCCGUCAUUUCAUGAUUUAUUUCCAAGUCCUGGCAUCGAUGCAAAUGUUAGAGUUACGUCUAGUGAUGCUUUGCCUGUUUACCAUGGAGCUCAAAAUAACACAGGAACACCUAUUGUGUAUCCGAAUAAUUUCGAUUCUAAAUUUGAAACGCAUUUAUCAACGGAUUGUCAGAGAACAGUGCACGUGUAUAAUUUCCCAAAUAUUGUAAGUUCAUACUCUUCAAAUACCGCUAACCAUUUGAAUCAUUUACACAGAACGGUCAAUGCGAUUUCAACAAAUAAUGGAUAUUCUGGGACGACCCCUCAUUCAGAGACGACCAGGAUCGUCCAAGGAGCGUCGGUAUCGAAACCUUCAAAUGUUGUAACUUACUUCAAUACAACGUACGAAAGACAGCUCGAAGACUCAAAGUCUACGGAACUGAUUCCCCGUGGAUUAUUUUCGUCUGUUAUAAUUUGAAGUCGGCAAAAAGAGCCAACAAUCCAGACCUAGGUUCUAAUUCUACAGACACUUCCGAUACUUGAUGAAGGCCAGGGCGUGCGCUUUAACAGAAACAUAGUGUAAAAGGGUUGUAAACAUUUGGAAGGCUAAUUUGAAACGAGAGCGCCGAUGGCGUUAAAAGCAUAGGUGCAAGAUACAGGGAAGUUGCUGCUUAAGUAAAUGUUAAGGGAACAGUUGACUGAAUGAAAAACUAAAAGGCUAUCAAGAAGAAAAGUUAAUUUUAAGGUUAAGUACAAAUAAUGAAACAGGAAGUGAGGAAAUAUUGCAAAUCUUCCUAUAACAAUCGGAACAUCAGGAACACGUAUUAAGUGAGCUUGGUAUUUUGCGAGAAAGUAAAUGCCCGGAUGUAAAUGUUAUUUUUGGCUGGACGUUUAUUUCUGUUGUUGUUUUAAUUUGGACAAGAAUAGUUUCCUACAGAUGUGUCCGUUGUUUGUGUAAUGAAAAUAUGAAGUAACUCAUAACAAUUACAUGCUCCUGAGAGAUAUUUGUACAAUGUGGUAAUGAACGUUAUCAUUAAUAUGUGCGAGACAGAACGACUUUUUCAUUCGGAAAAAAAUGGCAAAAACAU